GCAUUUUUUAAGAAAAAUUGGAAUAUUGUGGGGGAGGAUGUGAUCCGGUCGACUAAGGAGUUCUUUAACUCGGGAAGGUUGCUUAAACAGUUAAAUCAUACUGUUAUAGCACUGAUUCCUAAAACUAGUUGAUGGAGUAUAUGGCCUAGGGACCCCCGGCCCACAUACUUCCUCUACUACAAUCAGGCCCAACAGGCCCAAACGGGCCAAGCCCAGAAAAAUGGAGCUCUAAGCAGCCCACAAAACGCAAAGGGGUGCCUUCGGCCCCAUGGCCGAAGGCUACCAGUGACGGAAUCGAGCUCAGAAACAUCACGGGAGAACAAGGCUUGAAAACCAAGCCUUCGGCACCUGCAGCCCUCGGCAGGUAGGAGCCCUCGGUUAGAAGAGCCUUCGGCCCAGCACCCUUCAGCCGAAGGCAUCCACCUCGACAGAAUAUCCUCUUCACAUGCGCCUGGAUCACCGUACCAAGUACAAACGUCACAUCCAACCACCGCAUUUAAUGCGGCCACAUGCAAGUGCCAGUGCCACCCCGGUCGAGGUGACCCCUCGACCACCAGAAAACUGACACGUGUCCUUAUCUAGCAUUUAUUACUACUAUAAAUAACACCCCUUUCCCUCAUUGUAAACCACGCUUAAUACAUAUCGAAUAUACACUCUCUCUUACUUAUUUGCUCUGACUUCUCUCUAGUUAUUCCCCGCAAUAACCCCUCGGAUAAGCUACCCCCCGGGUACACUAUCCAUCACUAGUCACUCCCCUAAGGUCUUGGAUUAUAGGCCUAUUUCAUGUACUAAUGUGCUUUACAAGAUUAUUACAAAAAUUAUUGCGGCAAGAAUGAUCCCGACCCUUGCGAGUUUGAUUAACAAGGCACAAGUGCAUUUGUGGAUGGCUGCCUAAUGUUUGAUAACAUUUUCCUUGCCCAGGAACUUGUUAGAGGAUACAAUAGGAAGCGAAUUUCACCUCGUUGUAUGAUAAUGGUGGAUUUGCGAAAGGCCUAUGAUACUCUCUCGUGGGACUUUAUUGCCAAUGUUCUUAGGGGUUUGGGCUACCCCGAUAGAUUUGUGGGAUGGAUUAUGGAGUGUGUUUCUACCGCUUCUUUUUCUAUCUCUUUGAAUGGUACAUUACAUGGUUUCUUUAAUGGUAUGCGUGGCAUUAGGCAAGGGGAUCCAAUUUCCCCUUUGCUCUUCGUUGUAUGCCUUGAAUAUUUCUCGCGCCUCCUUACCAUCAAAAGCAUGGAUUCGAGGUUUAAUCACCACCCGCUAUGUGGCUCGUUGGGAAUAACUCACUUGGCAUAUGCGGAUGAUCUCAUGCUCUUCUCGAGAGGAGACAAAUAUUCCAUUGGAGUAUUGGUCGAUGCUCUUAAAGAGUUUGGAGAAGUCUCAGGCCUUAGGGUUAACCAUAAUAAAUCCAAUAUUUUCGUGGGAGGGGUAAAUGGGCUGGACUUACAAAACAUAUUGGACCUCGUUGAUUAUGGUCGUGGAGUAUUCCCGAUGAGAUACCUUGGAAUCCCACUAGCACCGCUAAGAAUCUCUGUGGCAUAAUAUGCCCCCCUUCUUGAUACGAUAAACGAUUUUCUAAACGCAUGGAACACAAAGACGAUCUCCUAUGCCGGUAAACUAGAGCUAAUACGAUCUGUGAUCCAAGGGGUCCAGUCGUUUUGGCUCCAAGUUUUCCCGAUUCCCCAAACUAUUUUGGAUAGGAUAGUAUCGAUCUGUCGAAUAUUCUUAUGGGGUGGUAAGUUUUCGAAAGUAGCUUGGGAAGACAUUUGUCUCCCAAAAGAGGAAGGAGGACUUUGCAUUCAUAAUGCUAAGGUAUGGAAUCACGCCCUCCUCUCUCGUACUUUAUGGGAUGUUCAUAUGAAGAAGGACACCCUUUGGGUCAAAUCGGUGAACGGUGUAUACCUUCAAGGUAGAACCGUG
This is a messenger RNA of Cuscuta europaea, 1917 nucleotides long. The record is from the annotation of a GenBank genome assembly. Lineage: Eukaryota; Viridiplantae; Streptophyta; Magnoliopsida; Solanales; Convolvulaceae.